Molecule: messenger RNA, 452 nt
Organism: Cantharellus anzutake
Lineage: Eukaryota; Fungi; Basidiomycota; Agaricomycetes; Cantharellales; Hydnaceae
Exons: 1
Coding region: 103-387 (94 amino acids)
Source: RefSeq, a predicted model, not a curated record
AUACAGAGUAUACAACUCGAUAACGCGUAAUAUCCCAAAGGAAACAAACAGCCUAUAGAGCUUCCUUGAUCCUGAAUUGCUGGAUGAGCAUCUGGAUCGCAAAUGUCACCCUCGUGGAUAGCGAACAGUGCCUCGCUUCCGGGGACAUUAGUACACACGCGGGUAUGGGUGUUGCUUUGUCUCUUCAAGUUCCUGGGUUACAGACUAUUGCAAGCCGCCAUUGCACAAGGGAUAGACGUACCUGCGCGCAGGUUGUGGUGUGAGCAAGGAUAUUCCCCCAAUUUCUUAUCGCUGAUCUCGCCAUACAUUGCUACUGCCGCAUCUGGAGGGAGACAAGACUUGGUUGUUUAUUGCGACAGCGACCCGUACUAUAACCACGCAUUGUGAAACUAGCUCGCCGAAGUGUAAGGUUGCACUUGUCUCAUCUCCAAAGGAACUUCCCUAGAUCCUAG